CCAAAACAAAAUCUAUGGAAUCUUUUUUCUUCUCGAAUUAUCGCUGAAAAAACGCGAUUUAGGGACAGAAAACAUGUCUCUUUCCAUGCAGGGGAAGUUUGACGAGUUGUCGAAGGAGCUGAUCACUCAUGUCUUAGGGUUUGAGGAAGGCGAAGAGAACUUUAUCCGAAGUGAACAGUAUGUCCUGUCUAAUCUGCUGUACCACCACUGCCUGGCAGUGAACAGUCACAAUGUGAGGCGCUCGGUUGAUGGCCUUGUCCUCAAGUUCAGCAUCCAUGGACAACAUCACAGAGCUCAACAGCUACAAAAUCUUACAUCAAAGUUCCUGGCUUCUCCAUUCUUUAAAGAUCACGAUGAGCUUGAUAUAGAGUGGUCUCUUCUGUCUCUCCUGCUGCACCUGAGUAACAGUCCCACACAGGUGCCUGUGAGUGACGACGAAUUACUUCUGACGCUGAAUAAGAGUUCAUCUCCCGUGAAGUCGCUUCAUCUGGCAGAAGAGAAUAUUGACUGGGUUGCUUACCUCAGACAAGGAGAACCAGAAUAUGUUGUUGGGAUAGAGCAGCCUCUCUCUGAUUGGUCCAGCGAUGAGGAGAAAAAUGAAACGGAAGAUGAAGCCUUGUAUAAUCAGUACAGUCCCAUCAAGAGGAGUUCUGUGGGUGGUAAAGACUCGUGUAACCUUCCUCGUGCUCCCACGGCACAGGAGUUGCUGGAGCAGAGCCACCGAGCACAGUCUUGGCUGGCUGCGAACACUCACACACAGUAUUGGGGAUCCAAGAAAUAUCAACAGUGUGCACCACUGUCGUCACAUCCUGCUGCUAAUGUAGCAAAAUUGUGGGAAACUAAAUGUGGCAGCAAAGGCAGUCAGCAGCUGAGUGAAUGGGCAGUGAUGAGAGAGACUGUGUGGGUGCUGAUGUGUCCAAGUGCAUCACAUAUAUUCCAACACAAUGCUGAUCAGGGCUUUGUAGUUCAUCCUGAGAUUACCAUUCCUAGUUUAACACCUGGAGCUGCAAAAAGACUAUUAGAGGAACUUUGUUUGCCUCUGAAUCAGCUGCUUGAGAUAGAUGCAUUCCUGAAGAAGUGUGAAGUGCCCAGUGUGGACCCUCCCUUGCCAGUCACACUACAGGCAUAUGCCACCGGAAUCCGACUCUGGAGGCAUCGGUUCCAGUCUCACUUGGCCACCAUUGAAGAGCAGAUUAAGAAACAAGAGCACAAUAGUAAUAUACUGAUCAAUGGCCUCUGUGAUGGGGUAGAAAGUGCAGGAGAGCCUGGUGUGCGGUGUGUGCUCCUGAGACUCCUACUACACACACUACGUCAUUACCUGAGUAUCAUAAACAACUGGCUUCUCCAUGGGUCCUUGGUAGACCAUGCCCAGGAGUUCAUCAUCCAAAGGAGUGAGUCUGUGAAAGUGACUGAUGAGACAUUUUGGCACGAUGCCUUCAUCUUGAAUCCCCACCAUCAAUCUGAAGUCAAACAGUCAAGAAGAAGCAGUCUGAAGUUUCUGUCUCCUCUGGUUGGAGCACUGACAACAGUGGGGAAAUCUCGUGAGCUGCUUGCUGUCUUGGACGUUGAACCGUUACCUAGGUCUUCGGCAAUUCUCUACCUGCAUCAGAAAUCCAUAAUGGAUCCUGAAAUGGUAUUAGAAGAGGUUAUUAUAAGACACAUACAAGAUGCUCUGUAUGGAUCCAAUGAAAAAGCAGAAGAGACUACUGGAGGCAGUGAAGGAGUGGCAGAUGAUUGCAGUACUCUGACGGAGGUGGACCAGCACAUGGUAUCCCAUUAUCAGCAGGUGGAUCCCCUUCUCCUUGCUGCCUUUUCAGGGGAUGCUGGGAUACCCCCCAACCCAACGAUGACUGCUCAGAAAGAUUCAGUGACGAGAAUGAUAGAAGAUAUGGCAGAGGUUCCGAGGGCAAUAUCUGUUGUGUCCCUCCUGUCGUCCGCAAUCAGCCCACUUAUUAGAAAGAAGGAAGAGGAGCUCAGUGCACGUCUCACCCAAGUCCUGCUGGAGAAGUAUCACAUGGACCGCCAUUGUCAGGCUGUGCGCUCCAUCUUGCUUAUGGAAGCUGGUGACGUCAUGCAUGAAUUUUACUCACAGCUAUUUUCCAAGAUUGACAUUGGGGAGAGCAUUGAUGGAAUCAGUCUGACACUCCACCUCCAGGACUGUGUAACUCGUCUUGUCCCAGAUUUGGCACAACUCUUCUCUGUUUCUGUUAGUUCAGCUUCAGUCUUGAACUCUGCAGAGGAGAACAAAACUGAUAAUCAAAGUGUGCCAGCGGACAGCAUUCUAAGUAAAGACUCUAAUCAAGUCAAAGAAGAGGAACAGGACAAAAAUAAGCUUGCAAGUGAUUCUACAACAAUGCCACUUUCGAAAGCUGGUUUGCCAGACAUAAGCAUUAAUUAUCAGGUACCAUAUCCAGUUAAUCUCUUGCUGAGUGAGAAGAUCCUGAGCCAGUAUAAUAUCUUGUUCCGAUUCUGUCUCAGCAUCAAAAGGGCAACAAAUGGACUUGAGAGAUUAAAGUUCAAAGACCUGGCCAGUUGGAAUGCAGUUAUUGGUUCAGGCAGUAAUACCGAAGAUGCUGCUGGUCCCUUACGCUCCAGGCUCCAUCGGCUCCAACUGUUGCGUCUGUGGCUGUUGUGUUUCACUAGGGAGCUGCAUGAUCACUUUGCCAACACUGUUUUCUUGCCAUUCCACCAGACUGUUGAAAAAUUGUUUCUCUCAAGGCCUUCCCUGAAUGUCAUCAUUACAGAACAUGAGAAGCUGUUAAAUAGAUUGAUCACAAACUGUUUGAUGGGUAGUGGGAAGACAUCGUCACCUCUGCAGAUAGUCCUCAAUAAGGUAUUUUGGUUGUCUCAACGUCUGGGACAGCUGUGGAUGAAAGACAUAGGACGUGUGACCUGCAAUGAACUAUCAGCUAUAGAAACUCAGUAUGCCCAAGUACACAGGUAUCUUGUCAACUUCCUGACCCGGCUGACCACAACAAAUUACUUGCCACACCUGGAAGGCCUCACGAGAACCCUGGUAGACACUGUCCCCUUACUAACGCAACCCUGAAGCUGCUGGGAACAAUCUUUACAGAAUCGGCAUUUAAUAUUCAUGUGUGAGAUAUUGUGAUAAUAUAUAACUUUAAUUAGAUCAGUGUGUAUAUAUAUUUUUUCUAUUAAUGAAAUCUUAUGUGUUACAAGUAAUUGAUGUUUAUCCGUGCUAUAUGUAUGUCCUUUUUUUUCUUCUUCAUUUUGUGUGUGUGUGUGUGUGUGUGUGUGUGUGUGUGUGUGUGUGUGUGUGUGUGUGUGUGUGUGUGUGU
Molecule: messenger RNA, 3299 nt
Organism: Penaeus indicus
Lineage: Eukaryota; Metazoa; Arthropoda; Malacostraca; Decapoda; Penaeidae
Product: gamma-tubulin complex component 5-like
Exons: 18
Coding region: 74-3049 (991 amino acids)
Biological process (GO): cytoplasmic microtubule organization; microtubule nucleation; spindle assembly
Cellular component (GO): equatorial microtubule organizing center; spindle pole; centrosome
Molecular function (GO): gamma-tubulin binding; microtubule minus-end binding
Source: RefSeq, a predicted model, not a curated record